AUGGGGCCUCAAAUGACCUCUCUUGUUAUUAACCAGAGUGGUCCGGAUGCGGACAAUGCUGCGCCGGCUAGUCCGGAAGUCCAGAGCCCCUCACGGGCUGAGCGCAGGAGGUCCACCAAUGCGGGGUUGAAAGCGUUGGUCAGUAUGAUGGGGCAGAGGAAACAGGAGAUGAAAGCUCUGGCCUACGACGCCACCUUUCAGGAGUUUCAGCAGAAAGCUGCUGCUGAAGCCAGCACCGCAGCGUUCAGCCACUCCAGCGAGUCCACCAGCAGUCAUGAAGCGCACGUGCUGAGCGACGCGCCAAUGGCGAGCACGCUGGAGCUCAUCAGUCGCGCUGGCAAGGCACAGAACAGAACGCAAGCUGGGGUCUGGUCCGCCUUCGGCAAGUCCUAUGUGUGCCUGGGGACUCCUGACGUCACUCUCAACGACAUGCCUCCCGUGAAGAGAGGAGAUCUAUCCAGGCAAUCAGCAGAGGAGUCACAACGGCACAACUUGGAGGAUAGGGGUGGCGGGAAGGGACGAAGUCGACUUCGACAAAGAGAGACUUCUCUGAGUCAGCAGAAAACGAUACACAACGCCUCAAGACGAAUCAGCUGUUCUGGGGACGAGUCGAAAGAGGGUCCGGGAGGGGCCGCCUUGGAAGGGCCCAGCACUUCUCAAUCACAGCCGUUGCCGCAGCUGAAAAGCCGUCGAAGAGACAGGGUUCCGUUCAGCGAGAUCCUCUUUCCCCGCGAGCAGGUCCACGUGUCAGACAAGGGCAAGCGGCGCGCGCGGGCUCGGGGUGGUGUCAUGGGCAUCGGAGCGGGCCAACAAGAAGAAUCUAGUACCAGGGGCCCCUCAGAAACGCCGCCCCCGCCCGCCGGGCCCCUCUCCGAGGCGCAGCAAAAGACCCACUCCAGCCGUUCCGCAAUCGCCCAGCUAACCCUGCAACUAAACCCCCCGUCCUCCCGCCUGGUUAUCAACCUUGACCCGCUCCGGUUACCGCCACCCCCGCCGCAGCACCAGGGCUCGACGCGCAGCUCGAAGCGCGGCUCCUCCGCUCCCAGCUCGCCGCACGCGGCCGCGCCGCGGCGCUUCUCGCACGCGCGCGCGCACGGCGCGAAGCUCAGCCCGAAGCCGUCGGCGCUGGCGGCGCUCAGCCCCGUCGCGCAGUUCAUGCUCGGUUUCGCGGCCACGCACGAGCGCGCGCGCACGCCGCGCGGGGGCCACGCGGCCGCCGGGCCGAGGCUCGUGAGGGAGGCGUCGCUUUUGGGACACGCGGCGAUGGUUGGGAGGAAGACGGGAGAGUUGACUGGAAACGGUGUAACCGAGAAGAAACCCCCGGUCCCAGCGGAGCGGUCCCUCUCCAGCCUCUCCUUCGAGUCCACGAUUCCCCGCUUGCACACUGAGUUCGACACGCUGCGCCAGCGCAUGCGCGAUGAUCUGCGCGCGCGGCUCGAAGCGCUAAGAGCGCGGCGCGAGCGGUGUAUCGAGUCGCCCCGCUUCAUGGGCACGGUGUCGAAACUGCUCGUGAGUCAAAUUCGGAACGUCGGCCGCUCGUAUCCAAUCCACACGGAGGGGAUCUGGGACCUGGCCAAAUCAUCGUUGCAGGAGAGCGCCGAGCUGCUGCGCGCGCGCAAGGAGGAGCAGCAGAACAACGCGCUCAACGUGUUUUACAUGCAGCUGUGCGCGCUCGUCCAGGCGCAGAACACGACGGACAACAUCAUGGUGCUGCUCGUGCAGAAAGCGAGAAGUCUACUCGAAAAUGGUUGGACCCUUCAAAGGCCCUUCUUAUCCGAGCUCUGUCGAUACAUCGCCCAAGUCGAAGAGACGUCCAUCUUCGGCAGCAAUCCCUGCCUCCUUCCCGUGCUGCACUUUAUCCGGCGGCGGCUAUGCCUUCCUGUUCCCGAGCUGAAUCGGAUCCUGCGCGAGGCCGGAAUUGUGUUUGGUUCGGCUGGGCGGUUGAUGCACAGAGAGAUUGAUACUCUUGGUAACAUAACGCUGCAGAAGCUGAAGCCGGUGUAG
Klebsormidium nitens is the source of this 2004-nucleotide messenger RNA. The record is from the annotation of a GenBank genome assembly. Lineage: Eukaryota; Viridiplantae; Streptophyta; Klebsormidiophyceae; Klebsormidiales; Klebsormidiaceae.